Myxocyprinus asiaticus (Chinese sucker) is the source of this 5894-nucleotide messenger RNA. RefSeq names its product aminoadipate-semialdehyde synthase (gene aass). NCBI's taxonomy places the organism in Eukaryota, Metazoa, Chordata, Actinopteri, Cypriniformes, Catostomidae. Bases 886 to 3771 code for a protein of 961 amino acids. The transcript has 23 exons. Gene Ontology annotation, cellular component: cytoplasm. Gene Ontology annotation, molecular function: saccharopine dehydrogenase activity. The record is from RefSeq and is a predicted model, not a curated record.
AUGGUGCUGUUUUGGUGGCACGAGGGGAGCAUACACAAUAUUAGGCAGGUGGUUUUAAUGUUGUGGCUGUUCGGUGUGUAUACAUAUCUAUCUAUCUAUCUAAAUAUAUAUAUAUUGGUAUAUAUAUAUAUUAGAUAGAUAAACAACAGGUUUCCAUUGUGACAACAUAGUGUGACAAAAUUGGCCCAAUGUAUCUUUUUAUUUUUUUUGGCCAAUAAUAGUAGAAAUGUUAAUUUUUUUUAUUUGAUCUUUUUUGGUUUGUUUGUUAGGACUUCAAGGUCUGUGUAUAUACAGAAAUACAUGUUUUUACAGAAAUAGACAAAAUAUCCUUAUCCUGAAAAACAUUCACUGGAGUAAAAAGUGUGACAAUUAGCCCUGGUGUCCCCUAAUGUAUUCUUCAGUAUAUAUGCAUGUUCUGUUAAAUACUAACAUUAAAAUGAUCAAACACUUUUUACUGACAGCUCAGUGUACAGUGCACCAUGGUCAUUUUUUUCUUCAAGAAUGUGACUAACAUUUUAGGUGCUGCCAGUGUACUGACAUUUGCAGCGUGGUUUCAUGUGAUCAUACAGAAAUCUAGCUGAUAUUUCAAUAUCAAUAUAUAAUACAGAAAUGGUGCUUAAAUAGUUGGUGGUUUUGUGAAGAGUAAAAAAAAAAUGUUUCUAAGGACAUGCAAUGUGUCUUUAUGAAGAUAUUUGAUUAGUCCUCAUGAAUAAUUAAACAGCUGGCAGUGCCACCAUUUUUUUUUUUUUUUUUUUACUUAAAUAGUUAUACAAAGAAAACUCCAACAACAACACAAAUAAAACUGACUUGACUUAUCAGCUUGGUUGAAAUGCAGUACUCUCCUCUACAAACCACAGACUGGGUGUCUGGAAUAUAUUUCUAACUAUGUCACCCUCAACCUUCAAGUAUGAUUUUCAGAUGUGUGUAGUUGUAAUCUUGUGUUUUCUGGAAGCUGGUUCAGCUAUGCUUCGUCUGGUGAGGAGCCAUGGCAGAGGGUUUAGGGGCUGUGUGUGCUUUCAAAGGAGGUAUAACCAUCAUCAGGAACCUCACAAGAGCAUCAUAGCCAUCCGACGAGAGGAUGUGAAUGUGUGGGAGAGGCGUGCACCCCUUGCACCACGUCACGUGAAGGAGAUAACAGCAGCUGGGCACAAAGUGAUGGUACAACCCUCCAACAGACGAGCCAUCCAUGACAGAUACUAUGAAAAAGCAGGUGCUGUUAUCCAGGAGGACAUCUCAGAGGCAUCCCUCAUCAUUGGUGUGAAAAGGCCCCCAGAGGAGAAGAUCUACCCCCACAAGACAUAUGCCUUCUUCUCACACACAAUUAAAGCACAAGAGGCAAACAUGGGGCUUCUUGAUGACCUUCUUAAAAAGGAAGUACGUCUCAUUGAUUAUGAGAAAAUGGUGGAUGCCAAUGGUUUCAGAAUUGUGGCGUUUGGACAGUGGGCUGGUGUUGCCGGGAUGAUUAACAUUUUACAUGGUCUGGGCCUUCGUUUCCUUGCUCUUGGACACCACACACCAUUUAUGCACAUUGGCAUGGCACACAACUACAGAAAUGUCAGCCAGGCCAUUCAGGCAGUAAGGGAUUGUGGGUAUGAAAUAUCCUUAGGUCUGAUGCCUAAGUCCAUAGGUCCUCUCACGUUUGUGUUCACUGGCACUGGCAAUGUGUCUAAGGGUGCCCAAGAAAUUUUCAGUGAGCUCCCCUGUGAAUAUGUGGAACCACAUGAACUGAAAGAAGUUUCGGAGAGUGGAGACAUGACCAAAGUGUACGCUACAGUGAUCAGCAGACAUCACCACCUGAUAAGAAAGAGUGAUGGACUGUAUGACCCCCUGGAGUAUGAGAACCAUCCUGAGCUUUACACGUCAAACUUCAGAAAGACUGUGGCCCCUUACACAACCUGUCUGAUAAAUGGCAUAUAUUGGGACCCUCACACACCCAGACUGCUCAGGCGACUGGACGCCCAGCGACUCAUUAGACCUGUUAUACCUGCGUCAUCAUCACCUGAUCUUGGCUGCCCUGCUCUUCCCCACAAGCUUUUGGCUAUUUGCGACAUCUCUGCUGACACUGGUGGCUCCAUUGAGUUCAUGACAGAGUGCACCACUAUUGAGAAACCUUUCUGUAUGUAUGAUGCCAACCAGCAUAUCGAUCAUGACAGUGUGGAAGGUAAUGGCAUUCUAAUGUGCUCUAUUGAUAACCUACCUGCCCAGCUCCCCAUUGAAGCCACUGAGUAUUUUGGGGACCGACUGUUUCCUUAUAUCUGGGAGAUGCUGCCAUCAGAUGCCACCCGAUUGCUAGAAGAAGAGGACUUCUCUCCGCAAGUCAGAGAAGCUGUAAUUACUUCCAACGGGAAGUUGACACCUAAGUUUGAAUACAUUCAGAAACUCAGAGAAAGGAGGGAGUCCGAGCAGAUCCUAAAGAAAACCGGAAUGAAGCGGGUGCUUUUGCUGGGCUCAGGCUAUGUGUCUGGGCCAGUUAUCGAGUAUCUCACGAGGGACGCUGGCAUUCAAGUCACAGUGGCAUCAAAUCUGUUGCAUCAGGCUGAGGAAAUGGCAGUCAAGUACCCCAACACCAUCGCAGUUAUGGUGGACAUCACUAGCCAAGAGGGUCAUUUUGAUGCUCUGAUCAAAGACCACGACAUCGUCAUCAGCAUGUUGCCGUAUGCGUUUCAUCCACAAGUAGCCAAACACUGUAUCAAAAUGAAGGUCAACAUGGUGACAGCCAGUUACUUGAGUCCCGCCAUGAAGGAACUUCAGAGGAGUGCCGAGGAGGCUGGCAUCAUCAUCGUCAAUGAGAUGGGUCUGGACCCUGGCAUUGAUCACAUGUUGGCCAUGGAGUGCAUCGACCAGGCCAAGGCAGACGGUUGCACUGUGGAGUCUUACAGCUCUUUUUGUGGAGGUCUUCCAGCUCCAGAGUUCUCAGACAAUCCACUGCGUUACAAGUUUAGUUGGAGUCCAUAUGGUGUCCUGCUCAACACCAUCAGCCCAACCAUAUAUCUAAAGGACAACCAGAUUGUUAGUGUUCCACCUGGUGGUGCUCUCUUGGACGUCACAAAGCCUAUGGACUUCCUGCCUGGAUUCAACCUGGAGGGCUUCCCCAACCGAGACAGCACCAAGUACGCCGAGCCGUAUGGCAUUGAGUCCGCACACACACUGAUCAGAGGAACUCUACGCUUCAAGGGCUUCUCCUCUGCAAUGAGUGGCUUUGUAAAACUGGGAUUGAUCAACACUAAGCCGUGUCCUCUUUUGGAUCAUACAGCUUCUCCUGUUUCAUGGAAAGAGCUGCUGUGUAAGCAGAUUGGAUUGCCCACAACUGUGAGCUGCAGUGUUUUUGAGGACGCCAUUUAUGAGCGGAUAGGCAAGGACGACUUCAGAAUGCAAAGUCUCAGAUGCCUCGGGAUGCUCAGCGAGGAGCCGGUACCCCAUGCUGACAACAUUCUAGCAGCGGUCGCCAAGCACCUGGAGGCAAAACUGUCCUUUGCUAAGGGUGAGCGAGAUAUGAUUAUUAUGAGGAACGAUGUCGGGAUCAGACACCCUACAGGCGAGCUGGAGACCAAACACAUCAGCCUGGUAGUCUAUGGGGAUCCCAAUGGAUAUUCAGCCAUGGCCAAAACUGUGGGCUACCCAGCAGCGAUUGCAGCCCGUAUGGUACUCAAUGGUGAACUUACCACUAAAGGACUUGUGGUUCCAAUGACGAAGAACAUUUACAGUCCAGUACUGAAGAGACUGCAGGAAGAGGGUCUUCAAUAUAUCACCAAGAGCACUGUAUCAGAAUAACCCGUCAUCUGGUUUCAAGCAUGGAUCACACAAAGAUCUCAAAAAGCUGAUACAAAGAAAUUUUGCUAAUAUAUGUGCCACAGAUGGUAACAGUAUAAAUAUUCAUGAAACGCCAAUUACCACAAUAACGUUCUCUGAUUUUGUAAUGAACAAUUUUGAAAAAUUCUCCUUUCUGGAGGCAGGGAAGUUAAGGAUGGUGGAAUUAAGUAAUCUAAUGGAUAAUGGUUCUUUUUUUUCUUUUCUUUUUUUUUUUUUUUUUUAAACUUGAAACUGAAAGUAGACUUGGAUACACUGUGAAGGUGGAAGAUUGUUGUAGACAAUUGUAUUGAAUGACAAUGAUCAUUCAUUUUAUCAAUGUCAUCAUAAAUGGGAGUGUUAUACUGAGUUGCAGCAGUGUAAAUAUUUCUACAAAGCACUUUGACAGUGUUGCUGCAGAGUUUUGGAAAUCAAAUUCAAGACAUUUUUCAAGACCUGAACAAAUAAAAUUAAUACUGUAUCCCCAUACCAGAACAAACCCAAACAGUCUCAAAAUAAACAUGUAUCACAGACUCUUAUUUAAACAAGCAGGGGCACACAUUCAACAUAACCUUAACAUUACUUAUAAGUAAAACAGGGUAGGCUAUAUGCAAAUUUGAAAUACUCUAGACAUGUUUUCCACAUAUAUAUCACAUUAAAAUUCUAGGGAUGUCCCGAUACCAUUUUUUAAAUGUUUUUUUUUUUUUUUUGAGAAUGAGUAUGAGAACCAAUACUUCAUUUUUGGUACUUGCGAUACCGAGUCCGAUACCUGUUUAUAUAUAUAUAUAUAUAUAUAUAUAUACAGAACCCACAGCACAGUCCAAAAUAUAAUUAUUUUUAUAAAUAAAAUUAUUUAUGAAAUAAAGUGCUGCAUAACAGGGCAUCACAGAUGUGAGAUAUUGCUUAAUUAUAAUACAAUUACUAUGGAUUUAUUAGUAGUAGUAGUAUUACAGUGAAUAUUACAUACAUUUACAGUAGUGAUAUAUUUCUGUCAUACUUUUUUCCAAUGACAGAGCUUUUAUUUUGAAGUGUUACUUUUUUGUUUUGACCAAGGAGCUCUGACGUUAUGACGGCAGCUUCACACUCUGGAAAAGUCGGUAUGUGACUCAAAGUGAUUAUUAAACCGCAAAAGGCUGCUAUUUCAUUAAAUAAGUAUGUACUCUGUAUGUGCCUCGUGCUACAACGUGAAUUUGCACUUUUUUCUGUCAUCUGCUAUAAACAGAGCGCAUAGUGCUCAUGAGAGUGUUUUCCCUGUAUGAGCCGAGGAGCUUUAAAAAGGUAUGAGCAGCCGGCAUCAGCACAACACUGUCUCCGCACAUUGGGUGCAACCAAAAAAAAAAGAUAUGAUUCAUGGCGCAGAUCUUUUAACUUUAAAGGCUGAAAACCAAUGGGGACUCUUAUUUUGGAAUGUAUGCGCUUCACUUUUUCCAGCUGCUCAUUCAAACAGAAAAGGGAAAUAAAAGGUCAUAUCACUAUUCCUGUCUUUCCACCCCCAAAUUUAAGACCACUUUAAAUGAUAAUUAAGAAUUUUGUUGUAUCAUUUAAGAUAUUUAAGACUUUUUAUGACCUUAAAUUUUGGGAAACUGAAUUUCAGACUUUUUAAGGAUCCGCGGGAACCCUGUUUGACAUUGUCUGGAUGGAACUGUCCAUUUUUGCUGCAAUUUUUAUCGCCCUUAUCAUACUGAACGGGUUAAAAUUCAAGUAUCUGUCUGAAUUAGAGUUCUAAAUAAGCAAUAGCAUCGUUAGAUCAGUUCCAUUUUAACGGUUCGUUUUUAAAUUAGCUAAAUAAUGGCUAAAAUCGUUUUUUUAGGUUGGAAGUUUCCCAUUAGGCACCAUCUCUAACAAUGAAUAUUUCUUGUGAAACCUGCAAUUGUACUGGAUUAAUUUUAAAUCAAUUGUCUUGGGUCUUUCCACAUUUAGACACAUACAAACCUCCACUGCAAUGUGAGGCAAAGCUCCUUUUUUUGGACACCUUUCAUCACAUUUUUAAGAAUAGUAUGUCCAGAGAGGUUUAUUUUUCAAAGUAAUAUUUGUCCAAACAUUUGCAUUUUCUUGACAUUAUGGUUUCAUAUGUUGUGUUUUUCUUCAAUAAAGAUAUGUAGAAUGUU